AUGAGCACCCAUUCCGGUGACGAAUGUACCUCGUUGGGCUUUGCUGUCUUGAAUGACUUCUCUGAACGUAGGUUAAGAAAGGCGUCAAUCAAGGGUUCGAACAGCCCAUCCGCGCCCAGAGCCAGGCAAGACGAUCUUGACGUGCGAAUGGAAGUGCUCCUGCAGAGCCCGACAACAGACCCUAACCAGCUCUCUACCAUCAAUACCUGGCUGCUUAACGGCUUGAAAGCUCGCCAGAAAGGUGGACAGGCCGAAUCUCGAUCCGAUGAUCGACUCGUCUAUGAGCUCUCGAUCCCGCAUCCUGGAAGCAGCUGGGAAGUGAGGCCCCAGAGACGACGCUCAGAACCGGAAGGUGCAGUCUUUCUGGUCUCUCGACAAAUCGAAGAACUUGUCAAGAGUUUGAACAACACCGAGCAACUCAAUGACAAUCUGACACGCAAUGGGCGCUAUUCCAAGGUUUCGGUGCUGCCGAUCAUGUUCGAAACAGUGGAACCUAAACUUGAACUUGAAGAUGACCUCAAUGGGCUCAAGGAAUGUUUCGUGGAACACUUCAACUUUCAUGUCUACGAGAUCUUCAAGAUCCCAGAGACGACGAACGCCCAGUACAAACUGUAA
This is a messenger RNA of Exophiala oligosperma, 615 nucleotides long. RefSeq lists its product as uncharacterized. The record is from RefSeq and is a predicted model, not a curated record. The coding region runs from base 1 to 615 and encodes 204 amino acids. The transcript has 2 exons. NCBI's taxonomy places the organism in Eukaryota, Fungi, Ascomycota, Eurotiomycetes, Chaetothyriales, Herpotrichiellaceae.